GCUAACACUUGGGGAUAUCAAACUUAAAGAAGCUCACUGGACAGGUCCGGGUAUGUGGUUUUAUUUUUGGUGGUGGUUCUGUAACUAAUGUGCUCUUUCGUAUCAAGACUUGCCUCAUCAGGGUUGGAUAAUGACUUGUCCCUAUUCUUCACUGGACCAAGCCUAAUAGGCAUGUACCCUGGACCUGAUAGAGUGAUCCGUGCUGGGUCUAUGAUGGAAAGCCAGAUACAACAGGCUGCGGUGGUUCUCGACUUCUAAUGUUGAGAAUCCAUGGAAUGGAAGGGCUCAUCCAUAGACAGUAUUUUGCCACCAUGGUGCCUGUGUUACUGAUUCUUAUGGGAGCUUUGGCAACACUGCAAGCUGACGUACUUUCUCAUCAAAAGUUUUUACUUCUACCACCUGUCAAUUUUACCAUUAAAGCCAUUGGAUUAGCUCAAGUUCUUUUACACUGGGACCCAAAUCCUCACCAAGAGCAAAGGCAUGCUGAUCUAGUGUACCAUGUGAAAAUAAAUGCCCCACAAGAAGAUGAAUAUGAUACCAAAACGACUGAAAGCAAACAUGUGAGCCCCCUUCAUGAAGGCUUUGCAGCUAGUGUGAGGACCAUUCUGAAGAGCAACCGUUCAGACUGGGCCAGCAGUUGGGUUUCUGCUGAACUCAAAGCACCACCAGGAUCUUCUGGAACCUCGGUUAUGAAUUUAACUUGUACCACAAACACUGUCACAAGAAGCCACACCCACUUAAGGCCAUACCAAGUGUCUCUUCAUUGCACCUGGCUUGUUGGCAAGGAUGCCCCUGAGGACACACAGUAUUUCCUAUACUACAGAUUUGGUGUUUGGACUGAAGAAUGCCAGGAAUACAGCAGAGAUGCACUGAACAGAAAUACUGCAUGCUGGUUUCCCAGGACAUUUAUCAACAGCAAAGGGUUUGAGCAGCUUGCUGUGCACAUUAAUGGCUCAAGCAAGCAUGCUGCAAUCAAGCCCUUUGAUCAGCUGUUCACUCCGCAUGCCAUUGAUCAAGUGAAUCCUCCAAUGAAUGUCUCAGUGGAAAUUAAAAACAAUUCUCUCUACAUACAAUGGGAGAAACCACUUUCUGCCUUUCCAGGCCAUUGCUUUAAUUAUGAAUUGAAAAUUUGCAACACAAAAAAUGGGUGCGCUCAGAUGGAAAAGCUGAUCACCAAUAAGUUCAUCUCAAAAAUUGAUGAUGUUUCUACAUAUUCCAUUCAAGUGAGAGCAGCUGUGAGCUCACCUUGCAGAAUGUCAGGAAGUUGGGGCAAGUGGAGUCAACCUAUCUACGCGGGAAAGGAAAGGAAGCCCUGGGUAGAAUGGCAUCUCAUCGUGCUCCCAACAGCCGUCUGCUUCGUUUUGUUAAUCUUCUCACUCAUCUGCAGAGUGUGUCACCUAUGGACCAGGUUGUUUCCACCAGUUCCAGCCCCAAAGAGUAACAUCGAAGAUCUCCUUGUGGUGUCUGAAUAUGAGAAACCUUCGAAUGAAACCAAAAUUGAAGUUGUACAAUGUGUGGAAGAAGUUGGAUUUGAAGUCACGGAAAAUUCCAUGUUUUGAUGGCAUUGCGACAUUCUGAAAUGAACUCAUACAGGACUCUGUGAUAAGAGCAAGACUGAUAUUUCUUGGCAAGGAGGUAUUUCAAACGAACACUCAGUUUGAUUUCAAGUCACCAACACAUCCAGACACAUGAGUCAUCAAUGUACCAUCUCUUAUAAUGUGCAUACCUCACCCAAACCUCCUUCCAGAGCAACAGAUUCAUCCGGGCAUGGGCCCUUGGUUUCCUACACAGAGUACCACGUUGCUUGGUUAUACCAAUGUGUCUUUGCAAUUUGCAUGACUUACCUUGAACUCUUUGAACAGGAGACAGUUUUUCAAGCUAAGGUCACACAUGUUUACUUUGGGUUAAGUUGCCAGGGAUAGCACUCAGCUAUAUUGACAGGAAGAAAAGGUGGAACUCAUCCAGAAUCAACUCAAAUAUAAGAUUGUCUUUCCUGCAGCAAGUGGGAGACACAAUUUCAUGAUGCUUUUCCCCUUUGAGUUCUAGAAUACUUUUCUUCCUAGAACUGUGCCUAUGUUUUAAGGCAUAGGAUGACACGGAGGUGGAAACAAAGAGUAUGUACCAUUUGUUUCUAUGUUCCACAGGCCUGUUCAAGGAAACAUCUAAGCCAAAGUAAGUUUAAAAACAUGCACUAAGUCAUCAUGACUGGGGCUGAGGAGAUGGCUCAGUUAAUAAAGCAUGAGGGCCUGAGAUUGAUCAACCAGCAUCAAGGAAAAAUAAAAACAACAACAAUGACAAAAAUAGUGCAAACAGAACAUGACUAUAAUCCUAGAGUUGGGAAACAAAGAGAAGAGGCUCCAUGGGAGUUGUUGGCCAACCGUUUAGCCCAAUAGGUUGUUUCUAGGUUCACUGAGAGAUAUAGUCUUAAAAAUUUAAGGUGGAGAGUGACUGGGGAGAACCCCUGAUACUGACCUCUGCCCUACAUAUACAUACACAUGUACACACACGAACAUACAC
Messenger RNA from Grammomys surdaster, 2517 nucleotides. It is a transcript of the gene Il5ra, whose product is annotated as interleukin 5 receptor subunit alpha. The transcript has 12 exons. Bases 258 to 1559 code for a protein of 433 amino acids. Gene Ontology annotation, molecular function: protein binding; cytokine receptor activity. Gene Ontology annotation, cellular component: external side of plasma membrane; membrane. Gene Ontology annotation, biological process: immunoglobulin mediated immune response; cytokine-mediated signaling pathway. The record is from RefSeq and is a predicted model, not a curated record. NCBI's taxonomy places the organism in Eukaryota, Metazoa, Chordata, Mammalia, Rodentia, Muridae.